AUGACACGAGCUGAGAUGCUCUUCUCGGGGAGGCUGGAAGAUGCAAACCGAGAAUCUACAUCACAUCCAACUCUCACUUUCGAUGAGGUGCGAAAUAUCAUUUGGGAUCACCAUGGAGCGGCAUCGGAACCUCUGAAGGCUUUCGGGGAAGAGGACAACCAGACAAGGCAGCGGGACAUGACGAUGCUCAAAAGAGAAGGAUGA
Fusarium odoratissimum NRRL 54006 is the source of this 204-nucleotide messenger RNA. RefSeq lists its product as uncharacterized. The record is from RefSeq and is a predicted model, not a curated record. NCBI's taxonomy places the organism in Eukaryota, Fungi, Ascomycota, Sordariomycetes, Hypocreales, Nectriaceae. The coding region runs from base 1 to 204 and encodes 67 amino acids. The transcript has 2 exons.